CGACAGCUAUACUUACUCCCAUUAUUUAUGGCAUAGUGAUUACAUUUAAUUUGAUCAGCAAAUAUCCUGUAGAAGGCUCGAAAAACUUUUGCUCUGGAGAUUUAGCGCCAAUAUUCCCAAUAGUUUGGGCUUUUAUGGGUCAUAAUUGGCUUUCUGGAGCAAGCAAUUGUCAAGUCAAUGAUCCUGCAUUAUAUAAAGUGAUUUAUAAAACUUGGAUUCUAAUUUGUAUUGGUUGUGUGAUGGAUCUUACUAUCUGGGUUGGAGUCUGUGACACCUAUUAUGGUAUUUGGAGCUAUACAUUAUGUGAUUCUCACAAGAAACUUCAACAAUAA
This is a messenger RNA of Ambispora gerdemannii, 332 nucleotides long. The record is from the annotation of a GenBank genome assembly. NCBI's taxonomy places the organism in Eukaryota, Fungi, Glomeromycota, Glomeromycetes, Archaeosporales, Ambisporaceae.